GGCGGCAAACAGGUGCCUUUCAGCGCCAUCAACAAACCCCACCAUGCGGUAAUCCAGCCCCACAGGAACUGUCGGUGGUGCUCUAGAUUGUAUAGUAAUGAGACGUCACGUUAUAAAUCCGCGAUGUACCAGCCAUACGCGCAAGCGCACCAGUAAUUAAUCCCAUACUGUCAACAUGAUGGGUUUACCCAAAAGAUGGAUACGGCAACUCACCUACGUGUUCAGCUUGCUUGGGGCCGCCUUCCUAUUGGUGCUCUUUGCCAAUAAGCACGAUGUCAUCAAUGUGGAUAAAAUUUUUCCCCAGGCGUUGACCAGUUUGACGCCCUCGUUCUUCCAACCACCUUCAGAUCUGUACAUCAUUGACAUAGCCAUUGGCAACUGUUACAAGGUCAAAGGCGAUGGUAAGAGAUGUGGUGUUCCCAAGGCUGUCGACGGCAGACUUGGCAAUUUAUUCGACACUGGUGGCUGGUUCAGGAUAGACAAAGAUUUGGGAUUGGGCACCUCCUGGACCAAAAAACAGUACUUCUCGUACAAAAGGGUCAACUCUCAGGUGUUGAGUGGCAGAAUCACCCCUUCCGAGAAGCCUUCCGAGAAGGCCGAUUCAAAGGGAAAGAGAGACAAGACUGGCAAAGAGACCUCGCAGGACGUGAUCGUCGAUAUUGCCAUUUCCAAUCCCACAAGCGAUUCCCGUAUCAAGGGCAACAGAAAGAUCCCCGAGCAUAUUCUUGACGAGUUCCAUGCCACCAGAGAAUUCAACGAUGCCGAUUUGCAAAGGUUGAGGGAAGAAGGCCAGAAAAAUAGCGGCAAAAAGACAGAAGCGCUCACGGUGGAUAAGGACAAAGCUGCCAGCAACAAGAUUAACGAGAUCAACAAGAAGAUCGAAAAAGAACAGAAGGAAAAAGCAGAAAAGGAAAAAGCAGAGAAGGAAAAAGCAGAGAAGGAAAAAGAAGAAAAGAAAAACCAGGCCAAGAGAACUGUCGAGACCGACAGAUUCAAGCUUGAAAGAAUGAUGUAUAUUCCCACUGACGAAGAAAUUAAGGAAGCUGGGUGGGUAGCAAAAUCCAACGGCAUCUGGGUCAAGUACGGCAAGGCCUCCCCUGAAAAUGCCAUCACUGGUAUCGACAUUCUCUUUGGAGAGGACGCAGUCGAUCCAAGACCAAACUGGAGACUAAUCGAACGGAGUCCAUUAUUGGAUACAUUAGCUCCUUCUGGAAAGAGUGCAUACUUGACAAUUAGAAGAGGCCCUAGGGUGGAUUACUCAAAGUAUCUAUUACCAUUGAAGCUCAACAAGGGAAAGUUCAAAAUUUUGCAAGUAGCAGACUUGCAUUUUUCUACGGGUGUAGGAAAUUGUCGUGAUCCUUCCCCUGCAGACACCAAGAAGGGGUGCGAGGCUGAUCCUAGAACAUUGAGGUUCCUUGAAAGUGUGUUGGACAUCGAAAAGCCAGACCUAGUAGUGUUAACUGGUGAUCAGGUGUUUGGACAAGAAGCUCCAGAUGCCGAAACCGCAGUAUUCAAGGCAUUGAACCCGUUUGUAUCCAGAAAGAUUCCGUUUGCUGUUACUUUGGGAAAUCAUGACGACGAGGGUUCCUUGUCCAGAAGUGAGUCCAUGGCAUUGUCAGCAAACCUUCCAUACUCCAUAGCAGCAAUGGGACCCGAGGAAGUCGACGGGGUUGGAAAUUAUAUUGCAACUGUUGAAGAUCCAUCCAAUGGACACUCAAUAUACCUUUAUUUCUUGGAUACCCACAAAUACUCCCAGAAUCCAAAGGUUACUCCUGGGUAUGAUUGGAUCAAGGAAAGCCAGUUGAAAUGGCUUGAGAGAGAGGACGCAGCAUUGAAGAAGGAUGCUUUUUUCUACUCUAAGAAGCACUUAUCCAACUCUAAGAAGGACUUAUCGAUGGCAUUCUUCCAUAUUCCGUUACCGGAAUACCGCAACACAAACAGACCGUUUGUGGGUAAAAACCCCGAAGGUGUCACCGCGCCCAAAUAUAAUUCUGGGGCCAGAAAGGUAUUGGGAUCUUUGGGGGUUUCGGUAGUUUCUGUGGGCCACGACCACUGCAACGACUACUGUCUUCAGGACGUGGUCAAUGAGGAAACUAGCGAGGAGAACAAGAUGUGGCUAUGCUAUGGAGGAGGCUCCGGCGAGGGGGGAUACGGGGGUUAUGGUGGCUACAUCCGGAGAAUGAGAGUUUUCGAGCUCGAUCCACUGGUGGGAAACAUCAGAAGUUGGAAGAGGGCCGAGAACGACCCUGAGCAGGUGUUUGACGACCAAGUAUUGGUUUCUGAGGGAACCGUAGCGAAUAUAUAGAGAGUCCAUUAGAGCUUGGAUACUAUGAGACCGACACUGUAUUGGUUGGUGGUUUUUCAAGUACGCAAUACAUAUAUACAUAAAUAGUUUAUUCGAGCAUGAGAAGAGACUGACACAAGGUUGGAUAGUGAUAUUUUAAAGAAUGUAAAGAGUAAAAACGUGAAUCCCCUAUAGUAAUGGAAUUGUCUUGAGGACUUUCAGACCUAUGAUAGCUCUCUUCAGUACCGCUAGGGUUUUUCAGCAAGUAACCGUAAGUUUUCAGGCUCCAGCUGUCUCAUUCUU
Molecule: messenger RNA, 2587 nt
Organism: Suhomyces tanzawaensis NRRL Y-17324
Lineage: Eukaryota; Fungi; Ascomycota; Pichiomycetes; Serinales; Debaryomycetaceae
Product: phosphoprotein phosphatase
Exons: 2
Coding region: 176-2305 (709 amino acids)
Cellular component (GO): cytoplasm
Molecular function (GO): phosphoprotein phosphatase activity
Source: RefSeq, a predicted model, not a curated record